Messenger RNA from Cladophialophora yegresii CBS 114405, 1263 nucleotides. RefSeq lists its product as uncharacterized. The transcript has 3 exons. The record is from RefSeq and is a predicted model, not a curated record. The coding region runs from base 1 to 1263 and encodes 420 amino acids. NCBI's taxonomy places the organism in Eukaryota, Fungi, Ascomycota, Eurotiomycetes, Chaetothyriales, Herpotrichiellaceae.
AUGCCUAGAUUCACGCCUCUACGAGUCCUCCUUCUCAUACCGGUCUUCUACGCCCUUCUCGUCCUGUUAUGGGCUGCUCUGCCCUCGCCCGAAGUGCCCUGGGGAACAGACAUCGUAGGCAAGGCCGCGGAGCAUCUAUGGCGCGGCGGCACCAUCACCAGGGUAUAUGAUGUCGACGACUUCUUCCCCUAUGCCGACUCGUCGCCCUACGUACAUAAGGCGCGGCGCUCUCAGCGCAUGUCCUUCGCCUUGGAUUUCGCGUACAAUGCCAGCUCGCGCGGGUUGACGAUCGGCGGGCCUCGCGAUGCGCAGGUGUGGAACGUCAGCAUGUUGGUAGAAGUCGCUUCGUACGAGGACGACAACGUAUAUCUGACGGAGAGUUUCGGUGUGGAUGUCAAGACGGGGGACCGCGAUGGGGUCAACUUGCCGUGGUUCACGCCUGCGGACGCCACGCUGCUGUUCUGGGACAUUCACGAAGAGGUGGUUGAUGUGCCGUUGCGGUUGCGGGCCCACGGGGACAGAAAUAUCCAAGUCCUGCCUGAUAGUGAAGUCUGGGAACACGAGGAAUACGCAUCGCGGCAGCAAAGUAUCGUCCCACUACUGACUCUGGUGCUUGACCCGACAGACACAGAGCGCGAGCUACGGCACGCAAUCUGGCCGUCCGGGGAUGUCGCGCCGAAUUCGUCCCCCACAAGCACAUUCAAGGCCAGACGCGCGGUCCUCCGCAUUCUGCUCCCGUCGUGGUUUCUAGUCGCUGAUGUACUGUUGCCGCGUGUUGGGAGGCUGAUUCUCGUGUUGGCCACGACGGUAUCUUUCGCCUUCUGGAUGUCUCUCGCGUAUGCGGCGGUUGUAUUGGCGUGCUGGAAGGCCAGCGGCAUGGCCGAUUUCUGGCCUUGGGCGCGCACAUUCUGGAUGACCAGGUGCGUGGUCGGCUAUCUUGGUGCCAAAAUCUCGCCGCCCAAAGAUCCUGCCGAGGGGAAGCUGGCGGUGGAUAAAGGCGAGGGGGGCGAGGUGGCUACGACGGGUCCAACGCCGCUGACGAGUCCGUGGGCGUUCUUCACCAGCUCGUCGCCGCUCGACGAUCUCUUUGUCACUUUCGAAGCGACCAAGCCGUUGGUGCGGCCAAUCGGUCGGAGUGGACUGCGGCGGCGACGGACCGGCGAUCUUGAGGGACAGGUCGAGUCUGCGGCGUCCUCUUCAGCGGCGAGCAAAGAGGUGGAUGGCGAAAACGUGACGGGCGAGAGUAGUGCUGCUCCAGAAUGA